UUUUUAUUCACCUCUGCAAUGCUUCAGUUCAGAUCGCUGAGUGCUUGCUACACAUAGGCCGUUGUUUCAGUGUCUCUUUUUUAUCCUCUUCUUCUGUUCGCCGUUUUUUUCCAUAUUAUUUACGUAUCACAAAGUGUUGAAACCUAACAUUUCAGUCGGCGCACAUGUGUGAGCACGGCCACAAUGGAUACGAGAAAAAAAAAAAAGAAAUAAAAAACAAAAAAAUAACACAAAACUCACCGUCGAAAAGAAAUGACACAUACAUUUACCAUCUGAGGAAAAUAACCAGGCGAAAAAUAAUGUAUCAAAAGGUGAAUGUGUGUAGCAUUUUUUGUUGUUGUUGUUGUUGUUAUUGUAAUAUUUUGUCUAUCCAUUUCGUGCCUCUAAAUAGAGGUAAACAAACUAAUGGGCACAGCUCAACCACCAUACAAUACGCGCUUAAAGUGUUUGACGAUUUAAUACGCCAAAAAGGUACUCGCCUCGCAUCGUGGAUUGAAUUGUGUGCACAAUCAUCAUAGUCCAUGGCAUAGAGAAUAAUAUGCAGGGAGAGCGACAGUGUGAGCAAGAAAGCAAAAUAAAAACACACACACAACAGGCACACAACAACCCAAAUGAAAACUAAUGCACACACAAUUUGAUGUGGCCAAGAGAAAGAGAGAUACAUGUAAUUUAAAGACAAGUCAAGGGUUUCCCAUUCGGUCAUAAUCAGGUUCCGUGCACUAAUGCAGCAAAUGCGAACAGCCACAGCCGCAGCAGCAGCAGCAGCAGCAGCAGCAGCAGCAGAGGCACAAACGGGCGGAAAAACAAUAACAACCACAACGGUAAAUUGAGUAUGAAACAUUGAUGAGUGUGUGUGGAGGUGUACAAACAAUGUUUGAGCACGGGAUAUGCUAUCGAACGAUUGAGAGUGAACGAACAUACGAUUGCGUGUAACAGCAAUGUAUUGUGCACAAGAUGCCUAGCAGGUGUAAUAAAACAAUAACAACAACAAAAACUGUAGCCCAACGUUAAAAUGUUAUGUGUUUGGUUUUUUUUUCCUCCUCGCUCUCUUUCUCUCCCAUUUUUUUUUUCAUUUCGUGUGUGAGAGACGAAGACAAGCAUUUCAGUAUGUAAUGCACAUUUCGUUUGUAGUCAUCUGUCUAUAUCUGUGCGUGCACAGGACAUUUGAGCGGGAGAGUUGAGUUGCGCGCGCGCGUCACAUUUCCCAUUUGUGCCCGUUGUCAUCAUACUCACAAUAUUGUAGUGAUUCUAUCUAGUGUGUUAAUGUACUCGCUCGAUAUGCAUAUGCACACUCGAUGUUUUCGUGCAUUUUCAAUAUCUGUUUGGUCGAAUCAAAUGGUUUGCUUUAUCCUUUUAACCGUUCAAUACGUACAUUGUACACACAACGAAUAUGUGGAUAUGAAUAUCGCGCGCCUGCAAUCGAGACAACGUGCAAUUCAUCGCACGAAUGCACCACACAGCCAAAUGAAUUCAUAAGUACUGUUGUCGUUUUCAUUUCUCGUGAGUCAUCACUCACACUAAUCAUCAACAAUAGAAAUUCCAAAAAAAAAAUGUUUCUUUUUUUUCAUUAAAUUCAUCCGUGUGUUGCUUUUUUUUCCCUCCUCCAUCGUUUCCUUCUUAAUUUGGCGUUUUUAUUUUCUACAUUUUCAUUAUUCAGCCUCUUAGCCAUUCCAUUUGUCUCACUGUGUGUAUGUCAAAUGAGCGACAGAGAUCACGCAAAUGAUGAUCUGAGAUCCAUGUGUCUUUUUUUUUAUCUACACUUCUGUACGUUUAAAUUCUACCUCAUUUUCUGUUGGUUCGUCUGUUGUUUGUUCCGAAUGAAAUGAAUUUCGUCCUGGUUCCUUGCACACAUCUCUCAAUUGUGAGUGCGCGGGCUCGCUACGUUUUUUUUUUUUCAUCGUCAUUUCUUCAUUUUUUUCUCUCUUUUAAUUUCUUUGUUUGCCUUGUCUUGUCCAUUUGUGCACUUCUCACCAUCCAAUAUGUUCGGUUUGGCUCGCAUUCACGUAUUGUUUCAAUGUUUCAUUAUUAUUAUUAUUAUCGUUUCGUGUCGUUUUUUUCCUUCACUACUCUCCUCCGUAUUCCUCGUUCGUUUUACUUCUUUUUUUUUCUUCCAUCGUCUAUAAAGUUAUCGAGGUGAGCGAAUAUAAAAUGCAUGUAAAUAAGUGUGUGCAUGGUCGUCACAAGCCAGUGCACAUGCCAGAGGAAUAUUAUUAUUGUGCAGAUAUAAUACAUUAGGAUAGUUCUUCGUCUCGAUCUUUUCGGUUUGUAACAAUAGAGCAGCCAGAAGGAAUUAUAGCCAAAUGAGAAGAACGAAAUAAAAAUCGUUAAUGCGGCGAGAGAGUGAGACUGAGUGUGUGUCUGUGUGCUGGCGUAUUUUUUCCCUUUUAUGUUUUUUUUUUCUUCUUCUUCGAUUAGUUGAUGCGUCUGCGCGCCAAAAAUAAGCAUCUUAAGCACACAAAUGAGAACAUAUAACCGAAUAUAAUGAAUAUAUAAUGUACUCCUACUGUGUGUUACAUACUUCAUUGGUCCGAAGCCUUUUUUUCUCUGUUCCACGCUCUCGCUCUCUCUCUCUUAGUCUCCCUGUCUCUCUCUCCUUUCUCCAUUUUUCGACCGAAAUGCUCACCAGCAGAGAAGAUAUAUCUGGCUUCGCAUGGAUAAAGCUAAUAUAUGUGUACAACCGAGUCAAAGAGGUAGAUCGAGUGAUUCACAUUUGCGUCAUGGCCGCCCCAUCCACACAAACAUUUCGCUAUUUUUUUCAACGAAAAAUUUCUGCCAAGGGAAUUUCGUUGUUUUUUUUCGUUGAUGCCUUUCCAUCCAUUCCCAUAUGGAAACAAAUACAACGAUAAAAAAAAAUAUAAAGAGAAGAGCUAUAAAAAUGGACAAACAAAUGCCGCGCAAACCAAAUCACCGGAACAGCAUUAAUGAAACCUCUUUCAUUAAUUGCUUCCAAUGUAUGCAGGUCCUAACAGACAGAUUAAAUUUCUGCUGCACUGAAACAAAAUUACAUUGUAUAACUUUGAAAGAGAAAAAAAAGCUUGAUGCCUCGAUGAUGUAGGCUCUCCGAAACGGCUUUGUCAUUAUUUGCCUUCAAUGCAACCUUUUCGAUGACGAAACUUUGUCAAAUUGAUCCGUUUUGACGGUGACACAUGAUGAACUUCAAGGGGAAAUUGAUCUAUCGCAGUGUAAAUAAGUUGACUCAGUGUUAUCAAUCGAUUCGCUGAACUCAAAACGACAAGCUCUCGUUCGUGAUCACCAAGUGCCCUCACAUCACAUAACACAGAGGGGAUUUUGUCCGUCAUUUUCUCACUCUCUUAGCGAACAAUUUGCUGCUCUCUUAUCAAAUUAUUGGUUGGGUAUCAGGCGGGUAUUAGUUGUAAAUCUAUUUAUUUAUUCUUUUUUUUUCCAUGGCGCGCAGCUUGCCCGUGCUUUUUUUUCAAUUCCUAUCAUCGUUCAUUUCGUUUGAGAUAAGUAAAGAGUAUUUACACAAUUAAUGGAAAAAUUGAUAAGAAUCGUGUGUUUCGAUUUAUCUGCGCGCGUUCGAUGUUUUUUGGUUUCCGUGUAUUGAUGGAAAAUGCGGCUCAUAUUUUAUCUUCAAAUCGAUCACAAGAUGAGUCAAGAAUAACACAAAUCACUUCGUGUGACGCAAAAACCAAUAUCUAAAAAUAAAGAUAAAGAAUAGGUAUUCUCUACAUUUGGCCGCCAAAGUUCACAUUGAAUUUUCAUGUCAACGGAAAUGUUUCGAUAGAAACAACGCGCUUCAAAAACUCGUGAUGACGAUUCUAUUUAAAGACGAAAUCCCCGAAAUCGACAAAUGGUUCGAAAGGCCAAUCGUAUUCGUGCAACAUCUCGUCAGCCUAUGAAAUGUGCGCAAACACAAACUAACGCAUUUCCCAUCUCUCUUGGCUUCGAAGCAUUUCUAUAGAAUCGUCAAAUCCCACGCUUGAAUGGACCAAUCAGACGAUGUUAUGCGCUCAAAUAAGAUUUGAGUAGGAAUCCAAUGACUAUUCAAAUCAUCGUUCAGCUGCCGAGAAGAGAGAUGAAAAGCACAAAACAGAAAUGCUCAAACGACUGUGUGGCAGUUUUCGUUGCUGCUGUUGUUGUUGUACAUUGUCGUGGCAUUGACACCAACACACAAGCAUAUGCACGGUGUGCUGCGUAGUUGCAGAUAAUGUAGAGAGAAUACAGCGAGCAAGAGCGACAGCUGAACAGCAGCAGCAGCAGCAGCACUGCAACGAUGAACGGAGAGCGCGCGAACGUGUGAAUACAACACGAAUGUUACGUUCGGUAACCACCCACAAAACGCAGAUUCAGAUAGUUGUCUCUUUCGGUUGUCUCCAUUUUGAAGCUGCCUUUUCUCUCUGCUUUCGUGAGCUGUGCUCUGCUCUGUUCUGUGCAUGUACAUAUUGCACCCGUACGACUGUUGUGUUUGCUUGUUCCUUUUUCGUUCAGAGCACGUAUCUCUCUGGUUGUUAUAAGCAUACUUGGGUCCUGUGCUCGCCCAGCACACUUCAUAUAUAUGUAUCGCACCUGAAGACCGUUGUAUCUCUGCUUCGCCCAUAUACAAUGAGAGCAGUUCUGCGCAAACUGUUGUUGUAUUCUAAUUCUCUCGUUUCAUCGAUGUUUUCUUCUGCCUUUUUUCGGGGAUUUUAGCCUUCAUUUUGUUUUUUGACUGGCAUUUUUAUGUUUGUUCUUCGCAAUUUGCAUUGUUUUUUGCACACAUUGAUUUCGUGAUUUGCAAGCAAAAUCAAAUCUCAAACCAAAUUCAUGCAUUUUUAUGUGGAAAACCCCAAAAAAAAAAUUUUUUUCUGGAAUUCAACCAUCAGAUUCAUUUGAAUUCAAGCUUUUGAUUUCGAUUCACUACUUAGUCAUUGAUUGUAAUGGCCCAGAAAUUGUUCAUCUACACUUUUUGUUUUCUUUAUUGUUUCCCGUUUUGUGGACGAUUCGUUCUGGUUUUGUUUUCGUCAUUGUUCAUGCAUAAAUCAAAUUUUUUGGCUCGUUUUUAUGAAUGUAUGUGUGUCCAUCCAGCACACGAUGGAGGUUUUGUAAGAAAUUGAUGAAACUCACUUGUUCAGCAAAAUUCGAAAUGAAUACGAAUUUAAUAUGGUUAUAAUAUACCAAAGUUGCGAAAGACGACAAGUAAAAGAAAACGAACGAAUGAACAGAAGAGAAAAAAAACUUGGAAGCAAAUGCACACAAGAAAUACUCCAUGUAUAACAACAACAGCAGCAACAACGAAAAAAAAAACACAAUGUUGAAACAAUAUUUGAACGAAACAAAAGUGUCGAUCAUCGGCAACCAAAGUAUAAUUUGAUGCUUUUGAUUUCAUUACACUUAUGCAUACCCGAACAAGGAAAAAAAAAUGCGCGCAACUACACACAGAUACAUACAUACCACCAUGAGCAAGAGAAACAAGUUAACAGUAAAAAACAAAAGUGCCGAUUCAGUGUAUGCAGAGCUCAUAAUUCGAUUUGGUGAGUGAUUCAACCACAAACAAUUAUGCCGUGUGUACUGGACAGCAUUUAUAUAAGGUGCACACGUUUGCCGCACAAACAUUCAUAUUUCGAUGGAUUGUAACAAUUUUCUUACGAUUUGCUUGCUACGCUUUGGAUUUGCGUUGUGUUGUGUUUUUUUUCUCUCUCUCUCUCGUCUCUCUUUCCUUUUCAUUUCAUUCGUUCGUUUCGGUUUCUCCCGCUGUUGGCAUUGUCUCUUAUAUACCUUUGCUGCAAAACUCAAUUCACAUGAUCGCAUCACCACCACCGUUCGUCACCCAUUUUCUCAAUUAUGCUGUUUGCGUUGUUGGCGCUGUAGAUGGAAAACCACCGAAAAAAAAACGAACAAAAUGCGGAAUAAUGAGAAAAUGGAAUUUCACAAUCAUUUUCUCCCUAUCUCGUCCACCCGUAAUGGAUUUGUUUUGCUAUGUGCGGUUGCCUGGCAACAGUUCAAUGUAAAAAUGUAUAAAUAUAUACAUAAACCAAAUAAAAUGUACAUGUAUAUAGAGUGAGUGAGAGCGAGUGAUGGCGAGAAAAGUGCACAACUGUACAUAUUUGUUAUUUUUCUUUCCAACUUCCAUCGCGCUUCACGUUGGAUGUCAAGUCCUCCGAGAAAAAAAAAAUAACACAACCCAAAAGACAAAUAUAAAUAAUUCAAUGUGUAGGUACACAACAUAAUCUAAGCCAUGAUGACGAUGUGAAUAUCACGGGGACGACAGAAAAAAAAAGAGUGGAAGGAGGGCGCAGAAUGAACAGAAUGAAAAAAAAAAUGGUUGGCAUGAACGACCAAACGAACGGGAAAACACGGCAUUCAUUUAAUGUUUCCAGCAUAUUGUGCAGAUGUGAAAUUUCGUGAAGAAAGCAAUUUUUCUACCGUUGUGUUUGUACAUGUAUAUUCACAUUUUUUCGCUUCGGAUUGCGGUGUUUCUGUUUCUCUCGCUCACUAUUUCCAUCCGUUUGGUUCUCGUUUUCAUGCCUUUCGCCUUUUUUUAUAAUUCAGCGCACUGAGCGUGCGGGUGUAGGUGUGUGCUUAUGAGUGUGAGUGAGUAGAUUUUAUUUCAAAACGUAGAUGAAACUGGAUAUUAUUAUUCUGAAUAUAGAUAAAAAAAAGCACACGAGAGAAUAUAAAAUCAAGUAAUAAAAGGGGAGAAAAACGAAAAUGAAAAUGAAGGUACACGAGAGAGAGAGAGAGAGAGAGAGAGAGCGCGCGCGCGUGUACACGAGGACUCGCGCUGAGCCAAAACGAAAAACGGUGAGGAAUGCAUUAUGUAUAUAUGUACACAUGGAGCAGAGCUGAGUGAGAGAGAAAGCAUGCAGAGCAUGGGUGAAAAAAAAGUGUAGUAUACAGAGUGACGAGAACGCGUUCGCGUUUAAGGUAGAAAAAUCGUGCACACACGAAAUAACAACCAGAGGAACAACGGAGCCUUGUGCUGUUUGUUACUUCCAUAAAACUUCGUCCGAGUGUGAGAGAGAUUUUUCUCUAUAUCGCCAUCACUCCGCCGAUUGUGUGUGCCACACCCAAAGUCGCACAUUCGAUGAGCAUUUCGAGCACAGAACAUCGCCAAUACGACGACACACAAAUUGUAUCUUCGAUUUUUAUUUUCUCUUCGUUGUUGCUGUUCAUUCGCUUGCUGCUUCUUUUUUUCUUUCGUUUCUUCCUAUCUGCUCUGUCUCUCUUGUGAUUCCACCAUCGGAUAUAUAUUUUUUUUUCCGCGUAGUUUUGUUGUUGCCAUUGUUGCGGCUUGGUUUGUUGGUUUCGCUUCGAUUUUUUCCAAGCGAUAACAAAUGAUUUUGCUCUGCUCUCUUAUGCUUUGCCUUUCUUUUCGUUCAGUCUCUAUCGUCCCGUUUCGACUCGGUUCGGAUAAUGAAAUAUUUACCUUGAUGAUUCACAGACAUUGCGUCUAAUGGAAAAAUUCCUAGAAAAGAAUCAUUAUGCAAAAAUUGCUUGUGUGUCGAAUGAAAACGACUUGCGCCCGAGUCACCGAAAUUUUAAUGAGAAACCUGCCAGAAGCGUUGCGAAAACGGAAAGAAGAAAAACGAAACGAAUCAUUUUGAAAGUCAUAAAGUUCCCCAAUCCCAGCCAAAAGAUUGAAAUGGUGUUUUGUUUUAUUUUUCGCUUUAUUCGGAGUACAUGAAGCAGCAUUAAUUCGACUUUUGGGCAAUUUGGGGCGAGAAAAGUAUGUAUUGAGUGUCUUGGCUACUUGUUUCUCCAUUUUCUCCCGUUUUUCUUCUUCGUUGCUCCGCGCUCACGAAACACACACACGAAACACACCAAGAGUUUUUUUCUUCUCUUUCUUUUAUGUGCAAUAAACUGCCCAUCAGCACCAAUCGCUCAUGCCACAUACACAUAAACAUUUAGAUGUAAAUGAAAUGGAUACAUCAAAACUUCGAAACGAAAAAAAGCAACUGAAACACAAAACAACUUUAGAGAGAAACAACAACAACCCAAAGUGUCACUUGAAUGCUAAAUCGGAUUUUCUAUUUCUAUGGCAUCUUAAUUAUUGAUUUUCGUGUAUUACGGUCUCCAAAUGAGACGCGUGUGUAUCAUUUACUUAGAGAGAAAACGAAUGUACAUUCGACUUGUGAUUGGUGGCUUUAGAUACGCUAAACCGUACGUACAUAUCUCGUUUAUGGUAUUGUGUCGUCAAAUGAAGCGAGAGACAGUGAGUGAGAGAGAGAGAGAAAGAUACGCGUUGGAAAUGGACGAGAAAAAAAUGCAUAAUGUGUAGGACAGGGAGAAAACAAAACGGCACUUUGUGUUCAUUUGUAUGCGGUCAUUCGUAUCCAAUACACGCAUCUGAUGCGACGGAAUCGAAUCCAACGGAAAUGAUAAAAAAAAUAACUGACAUUCAGGUAUUCCAAGCGCGUCUUCGAUCGACGUAAUUUGAGAUUUACUGUGAAUGAUUAGUUUUCGUGCUCAUUGAAGAUUUUCUAUAUCAUUUACGCUCUUUUCUUUUCAUUUUGUUUCGUUUUUGUUUCGAGUAGGCGCAUUAAUUGAAGCCCUCCUUGAUAUUUCGAUUCGAAUGCCAUUCACAUCGAUUCGUCCGUUGUGAAUUUGAUACGAAAAACAUAUUCAGCCCGAAUUCAUGUGGAAACGAUGCUGACCAAUGCAUUUUAUUACCAAUCAUUACGAAAUUUGAACGAGAAAUCUUCGUUUUAUUCCAAAAAAAAAUUACGGUUAAGUGCAAAAGACAAGUAGAAAAAAAAGAAGAAAAAUCACACGAAGCAAACAAUAACGACGGAUUUGCUUCAAUAAAAAACAUUCGAUUGUUUUUAAUUAUAAUUUUUGCUGAAGACAUUGCACCCAACAAAAAUGACAAAUAUUCAACAGAAAAACUCAAUUCGUUGUCAAUAAUCUAAAUAAAAUAAUAUAUGUGUAAGCGCGCAAAGCCGCACGAUUUUGCAAUUCUGUGGAAAAAACACGAAAUGAAACAAUCAAACUUAACGUUUCACGACAUCAAUAUAACCAAGACAAAACACACUAUCAUUUCAUCGCAUUUUUGUCGCUUAGCUCAAUCGCUAAGUGUGCCUGUGUGUAUUCCUUCUUAAUUGACAUUUGUUGUUGUUUUCGGUUUGAAUAGCUCGCGCACAAGUCACACGAAGUGUAGAUGAUGUUGCUGAAAAUGAUGAAUCAAUUGAUUUUUUCGAGAGAUAUUUACUUGCUCUUAUCGCAUUGACAAAUCGAACAUAGCGGGAUAUAGAGAAAGAGAGAGAGAGAGAGAGAGAGAGAGAGAGAGAGACGGCGAAACGUGUGCAUUUGUGAUUGUUUCUCGAUUGAGUUAUCACUGAGAUUUCGAUUUCGUAUCGAUUUACAAGCUCUCAAUGAUAUUUAUCAUUUGAUACCUAAUUAUUAUUGAACGCAAAACGAUUAAAUGUUCGCUUGAAAAGCAGCAGAAAAUAAAACUAGAGACAAAUGCACAAGCCUAUUUGGUUGACGUGGUGACGAAAAGGAGAAAAAAAAUUGCAAGAAAACUACGAUUAAAUACUUGGGAAUACGUGAUGAACAAGCAACGACUUUCGACGGCAUCUGAAUCAUCGUCAGCGGACACAAUGGAAACUGAUGAUAAGAUUGAGGUUCCAACUGAUAGCAAUAAAACAAUGACCAGAUCGUCGAGCAUCGAAACAGCAUCGGCGAAAAAGAGUGAACCGUCAUCGGAACGUGAAACACGGCGCACAUCGCAUGAUCGGCGAAAGAGCCGAGGCCACAGUGAAACGGAGUGUAAUGAUGCCGAUAUUGAGGAAAAUGAAACAAAUAACGAUACAUCGAAUGCAAUUGUGCGACGAGAGAAUCUACGCCAAUUGGAAAACAGCAUGAUUUCAUUGCGAAAAAGUUUUCGAUUCGCUGCAAACAAUAAUGAACGUGUAUCGAAUAACAAUAACAACAACAACAACAAUAAUAAUAAUAAGAGCACCAAUAACAAUAAUUGUAAAACAAACAACCAUUCAAAACGGUCACAACGCAUUGGAAGCAAUGAGAACAGCGAUGGCAGCAACGAAAAUACCAAAUCGACACAGUACAGUUGCCCGAUCUGCGGCGUUUGCUCAGCCACACAGCAUGACUUCACCGAACACAUACGCGGCCACAAUAAUUCGGAUGGAAGUCAUAAUUAUACAUGUCAGAUCUGCUUUAAGGUUGUAUCAUCGGCAUCCUCUCUUGAUCGGCAUGUUUUGGUGCACACAGGCGAACGGCCAUUCACGUGCAAAUAUUGCCACGUGACAUUUACAACGAAUGGCAAUAUGCAUCGUCAUAUGCGCACGCACAAACACCGAGAUGGUUUGACAAACAAAGGUGCAGCUUCCGCAGUAACGAGCAACAGUAGCAACAGCAGCAACGACCCCAAUUCAACCGAACCAAAAUCGAGCCAUCGACGCACCGGUGAAACAUACGAGAGCGAUGGAUCGACGGAUUCAAAUGCCAGUGGCUCUGGUACAGAUGGCAAACGAAAGAAUCAUGAUGACAGUUAUUCAUCGAUUGGCAUGAAACGACGUCUAAAAACCAUCAAUAAUAACAAUUUAAUCAAUAACAAUUCGAUUAAUGUUAAUAGCAAUGUUCAGCCUCAACGAUUCUGUUGCCCGGUUUGUGUGCGUAAUGAUUUUUUAACGAUGAUUAGCUUAGAAAAUCAUGUCGAUACGGAGCAUCCAAGCAUUCAGGCCAAGUGCCGUUGCUGUGAGAUCGUGUUCAAGAGUUACAAAGCGCUCAAUGCACACAAAUGCACGGUCAACAAUAAACCACCGCACAUUACGCAAGGCUUCAAGGAUCUCACAUUCGUUGAUUUUUCGAGUGAAAAAUUCCCGCUGAUUGCAAAGGUUGCAUGUGAGAAGAGCAUUCGCACUCCGGUCACUAAUCAAAAAUAUGAAUGUCCACGAUGCUAUCGCGCUUUUCCAUGCUCAAGUGCCGUUGAAAUUCAUGCAUUGAAAUGUGGCGAUUUGAAGCAAUCCGUUUCGCUACGCAAACGAGCUUUGUCCGAGACAUCUGAUGAGGCUGACAACCGUCGACGUGACGAUUUCUUCGCUCACUUGGAUUUGAAGAACAAACAUGACGAUUUGAACGAUUCAUUCCAGUCCGGCUACAAUUCCGAUACGGAUGUGAUUGAGCACAAAAAAUCACGCAUUUCCAAAGAUGAUUGGUACACAAAAGCGGCGAAUGGUGAAUACAAAGAUUUGGCUGACAUUCAAUCGAUGAUUAACGUUAGCUCAGCGGGCAGUGAACUGUUGCGUCAACUCGAUCAACCGAUGUCCUCGAUGGCAUCAUCAAAUGAACAACUCUAUUCGCGCGAAGAAGAAGAACAACAAGAUGCUUUCACCGCUGAAUUCCGCAAAAUGAAAUUGCGUGGCGAAUUCCCGUGCAAGCUAUGCACUGCGGUAUUUCCGAAUUUACGCGCACUCAAAGGUCACAAUCGCAUUCACUUGACGGCAGCUGGUGCGGGACCGAAUGCAGUAUUCCGUUGCAACAUGUGUCCGUAUUCGAUUCAUGACAAAGCCGCUUUAAUACGUCACAUGCGCACACACAACGGUGAUCGCCCAUAUGAAUGUGCCAUUUGCAAUUAUGCAUUCACCACCAAAGCCAACUGCGAACGACAUUUACGCAAUCGACAUGGAAAGAGCACACGCGAUGAGGUCAAACGUGCAAUUAUCUACCAUCCGUCAGAAGAUUCGAGUUGCGAUGAUCCGGUGAAGAAGAUGCAAAUCUUUAAUAUGUCAUUCGAAGAAGAUGAAUUACCGCCUAAAGAUCGCUCAACACCAGUUUCGCUCAUCAAGGAUUCGCCCAAUUCAAGUGCUGAAAAGGUGGCAAAGAUCCAAGUCAAGAGCAUCGAUCAAUUGACCCAGUACAAGAAUCAAGUCACCGAUUUGAGUGAAAAUGAAACGAAACCGAUCAAAUUGACCGACACAAAGCCAAUGGAUCUGUCGAUGGACGUAUUGGAUUUGAGCAAAAAGAAUGCCAGCGAUCUGUUGUCAGCACCCGAUAUGUCAUUGUUUGAGAAAAAUCAGCAAUUGUUUCUGGCCCAACAGAAACUUCUCAGCGAAGCAUUGCCACAAAUUGAUCCAGCUCAUUAUUUCCAGUUGUCACAGUUGUAUCGUAAUCUAGUGUUCCCAACGACUGGACUUCCUUUGCAUCCAUUUUUUUUGCAAAAUCAACUGUUGGCCCAAUUGCCGACGCCAAAUUUCAACGAAUUGAAAAAUCUCAUGAAAAACGAUGUGCUCUCAACGCCAACCAACAACAUGUACCCGAACGGCAUGUUCAUCAAUCCAAUCUUUCCAACGCCGCCAAAUAUGCCGCAAGCCAAUUUCCCCACAUCGACUCUGCUACAGGAAGCUUUGAAACAGGAAUCACCGCCACAACGAAAUGCAACGCCACCAGCCGUUCAAUUGCCACUCACUCCGCAAACACCACGCUCUUCCAGAGGAGUUCAAAUGCCACAAAGGCCACAACCGAUGCCGCGCAUCUCAAGCCCGGGCCCCGUUAAAAUGGUCAUCAAAAAUGGUGUUCUCAUGCCAAAGCAAAAACAACGUCGCUAUCGCACUGAACGACCAUUCGCCUGCGAUCAUUGCUCAGCCCGGUUCACAUUGCGAUCGAACAUGGAACGUCAUAUCAAGCAACAGCAUCCACAAUUUUGGGCUCAGCGUCAACGUAGCGGCCAUAAUUUUAUACGCCGUAGCAGCAACACCAGUCUCACACCGACCUCGUCGAUGCAAAAUCAAGAUUUGUCUAGCUCAAGUUUGAUGGAAAACAAAAAUGCAUUCAACGCCAUUUCGGAUCAGGUGAAAUUCGCAAUCCUUGCUCAACAGCUCAAGAGCCGAUCCAACAAAAGCUUCGAUUCGAUGGAAGAACAAGACGAAAAUGAUGAAGACGCUGAAAAUUACAAGGAUGACAUGGAUGAACCGAAACUAUUCAUCGAUGAAGACGAUGAUUCUGAGCCAAGAGAUUUAUCGCACAAGAAUAUCAAACGUUCACUUUCACCGAUCGACAACAAUGCAGUGGCAAAGAAAAUCGCAAAGAAUAUUUUGCUCGAGGCAAUUAACGCAGAAUCACAUACCACCGAAAAAAUGGAUAUCCGUUCGAAAGCUUCGAAGGAAAGCUAUGAAAAUCGCUCACGCAAAUCAUCGAAAGACGAAAACGAUCUGGUUUCGGUUUCAACACUCGUCGACAAUGCAACCAAUUCGGUUGGUUUGGGUAAAUACUUCAAUGCCGACUGUCAAUCGAAUGAACACAGCGAUGAAGAGGGUUUAGUUGCUUCGGGAAGCACAUCUGAAGGCAAUAAUUCGGGCACUGAAGAUCCAAACCCGAAUCCAGCGGAAGGAAAGAAGAAAUCGGCCUACAGUUUGGCUCCGAAUCGUGUUUCGUGCCCAUACUGUCAACGCAUGUUCCCUUGGUCGAGCUCAUUGCGUCGUCACAUUCUCACUCACACCGGGCAAAAGCCAUUCAAGUGUUCACAAUGUCCGUUGCUCUUCACCACCAAGAGUAACUGCGAUCGUCAUUUGCUUCGUAAACACGGUGACGUUGAUUCGGCCGUUUCAUUGUACGUUCCCAUUGAAGACAUUCCCGAUCCAAUAACGAAGCCAGUACGUUCGCCAUCGCCACCGCCACCACCAGCAAAGUCAAUCAUUCCGACUCAGCCGAUUUUGCCACAAAUUCAAUUGAACAUUCCACCAUUGAAGAACGACAUUUCGGCCGGAUCCAACAGCGAUUUACCAUUCAAGUGUCACUUGUGCGAUGGAUCGUUUGGAGAUCGCUUCUCGUGUUUGGACCACAUCAAAGUGUAUCAUUCGCAAGAGUUUGCAUUGUUAUUGGCAAAAGGUGCCAUUGAGCCCGAAGACGAUGUGCAGGAAAUUCAAGCCGUUUCAGCCGAAGAUGAGAAAGAGCAAAAUGAAAAUGGUGGCCGUGGCAAAUAUCCAGAUUAUGCAAAUCGCAAAGUGAUUUGUGCAUUCUGUGUGCGCCGUUUUUGGUCAACGGAAGAUUUGCGUCGUCAUAUGCGCACUCAUUCGGGUGAACGUCCAUUCCAAUGCGGCAUUUGCAUGCGCAAAUUCACACUAAAGCACAGCAUGCUGCGUCAUCAGAAGAAACAUGCCAACAGUUUGAAUUCGAAUCAUCAUCACAGUGCAUCCGAUUUAUCGGAUGACGAACAGCAACUGUCAAGCACACCACCACCCAUGCCAAAAAUUGCACCCGAAAAAAUGGCAUCACUUGCCGACGCUCUAUUGAAAACGCAAAAUCUUUCCGAAUUAAUUGCAAAGAAAUUCCUAAUGAACAGAGCAUUGGGAGAGCGCGACGAUGGAGACAACCGACGAGCCACCGGAUCAACAGAAGGUGGCCUUGACAGCGAAGAAACAUCUGAAUUGAUUGGAAAUCUAUUGGGCAUCAGCGAUUCAAGCAUCCUAAACAAAGUCCUCUUGUCAUCAGCCGACGAAGCAGCCAAAUUGCUCGGAGUCGAAAAGUAAAUUUUUGAUUCAAAACCAAGAAAGAAGAACACAUUCAAUUUUCACAGAUUUUUUGCAUAUUUCUAGUCGUUCAUCGAAACGAGUGUAGGGAAACGACAUGUAGCAAGAAAAGAAUAAUAAAUACCAAAUACAUAUUGAAACAGUCUUAGAAUUUUUUCCAAAAAAAAAAAAACACAAAAACAUAUACGAAACUGAAAAUCAAUGGAAUUUCACAAAGAAAAAGAAUAAAACCAAAAGUUACGGAUACGCCUAUAACCAAACCACCACAUAUCGAGUUUAUUAAAUUUUACAUUGAAAAUUUUUUAAACAAUUUUAACCGAUAUGUGCCUUGACAAUUUGAAUUGAAGCGCCUUUUACCAAGUAAUGGAAAACAUUUACAAAUGUGUCUUGAAUAAACAUGUUCAUUAGACGAAACAAACAUUUAAAUUAUAUCACCGUAGCAAAAUAAGUAGGGUUCGAUGUUAGAUUUUCUGAUGAGUGGACACAAUAAUGGAGAUUAACUCUCAACAUUUUGAUGCAUGUUCUCGUUUACGUUUCUUCUCCAGCAUGUAAAUAUUUUUAAGAAGAUUAUGUAAAACGCCAUAAUUUAAACGAAAUGAAGAUGCCUAAAUUUUACAAGAUUUGUUUUUUUUUUUUAAAUCAUAAACUUGAAAUGUUUUAAAUUUUUUUUCUAAUUUAUUCCAUUUGAUUUUGAAGAAAACUAUUAAACAAUUUUAGAUUUUAGAUUGAAAUUGAUUUCGAACGAAAAUGGUACUGUUAUCACAGACACUUAGUUAAGUUUUUAAGAUGAUGGCUUUUAAAUAACGGAACAAACAGCUGACAAAAAUUUAAAGAAAAAUGAACAAUGAAUGUGUCUGAAAACCAAUUUGAUGAAAAAAAAAAACAAAAUAUGACAAUUUAAAAUUGUGUGGCCUUUACAAUGCAGUGGCUUACAAAUGUUCCGUAGUUGGCGCAUUAGAGCAUAAGCAAAAGACAUAUAUAAAAUAAUUUGAAACAAAACAUAAUCCAAGCAACAACAAUUUUUUAGAGAAUAAAGUCAACAUGAAAAUACAACGAUAUAAUUAUUGAAUGGCUUUUUUGCAUCGAAACGAGCUAACCACGAAAAGAGCAUCCCAUCAAUAGAAGAUGUUUUUUAAGACGAAAUGUGUGUAACAUUUUUUGCUUUUGUUUUCGUCUCAUUUCAAUUGAUAGAAGAAUAAGGGGUUGAAAACGAAAAUGAUGAACACAAAUCAUAUAAUAGUAGCCUAUCGUAAAUCGUUAAGAUAGCAAAAAGCAACCAGACAAAAACCUGUCAAACAACUGUUGUGUCGAUUGUCGUCGCGCAUAUACAAACACCAUAUAAUUUUUUCCCCUUUCAUUUUACAUUUCUUUCGUCCCAUUUUGUCGAUUCACGG
Sitodiplosis mosellana (orange wheat blossom midge) is the source of this 15820-nucleotide messenger RNA. RefSeq names its product ras-responsive element-binding protein 1 (gene peb). The coding region runs from base 9489 to 14426 and encodes 1645 amino acids. Gene Ontology annotation, biological process: regulation of transcription by RNA polymerase II. Gene Ontology annotation, molecular function: DNA-binding transcription activator activity, RNA polymerase II-specific; RNA polymerase II cis-regulatory region sequence-specific DNA binding. Gene Ontology annotation, cellular component: nucleus. NCBI's taxonomy places the organism in Eukaryota, Metazoa, Arthropoda, Insecta, Diptera, Cecidomyiidae. The record is from RefSeq and is a predicted model, not a curated record. The transcript has 4 exons.